This is a messenger RNA of Protopterus annectens (West African lungfish), 948 nucleotides long. RefSeq names its product F-box only protein 43-like. Gene Ontology annotation, biological process: regulation of mitotic nuclear division; negative regulation of meiotic nuclear division. The record is from RefSeq and is a predicted model, not a curated record. The transcript is spliced from 5 exons. Lineage: Eukaryota; Metazoa; Chordata; Ceratodontiformes; Protopteridae. Gene Ontology annotation, cellular component: nucleus. The coding region runs from base 1 to 777 and encodes 258 amino acids.
AUGGUGCCCACUGGUGUUCCCCAAGACAGUGUACUUGGCCCUCUGGUGUUUGCUGUUUUUGUCAACAGUAUGGGAGAACAGUGGAAACUGGUUCCUGAUAUGGCGAUUAGACAAGCUGCCUUGUAUUAUCCUCCUCAGGCUUCACUUUUGCAGCCAUUGCAGGAAACUGACUUACCUGUUUCUUUACGGGAGUUGUUAUCUUUUCAGAAUCAGGCUGAUGACUCCAAAACAGUAAGUUUCUGUAAAGUAAGCAAAAUCUGGCGGGAGAUCAUUUAUCAGGAUAAGAACACUUUUCAGAAAAGGAAACUGUAUCUAAAGCAGUUGAAGGCAUCAUCUGAGCAGUGCCAUCUUACUCAAGUUGAAGAUGCUGCAACAAGACUUAAUCUUUUAACACGUUCAGCUUUAAGUUCUGUUCAGCCACAAAGUAAGGUUACAUUGACGCAUGCUGCAAGUACCACACCAGUUUCCAGUUCUGAAAAAUGUGGCUCUGCUCGCAGGUCAAGCAGCAGGCAUGAGCAACACUUAAAGAUUGCACAGUCUCUCUUCAAUGAUGAGGCUCUCAAACAAUGCCCAAGGUGCCAGUCUCCUGCAAAAUAUCAGUCAAUGACAAAACGUGCAGUUUGCACAAGAGAAAGCUGCUGUUUUGACUUUUGUACUCAAUGCCUUUGUGUUUUUCAUGGAUCAAAGGAGUGUAGCAAUGGGUCAGCCAAAAGGAGAAACAGAAAUGAAGCACUACCAGGAAGUGCUCAAAGCAAGCGCAAUUUAAAAAGGCUCUGAGUUUUUGUAAAGUUCUAUGAACUAGAAUUUUUUGAUGUAUUCAAUCAUGCACAUGAAUUCAUCUGCAUGCUUCAAUUAUGUUGAUCAUGUUAUCGAUUACUGUAUAUAUUUUUAAUCCAUGUUAGUAUUGGUAUAGUUGGAUUUUUAUUGUUUUAGAGAUUUACUAUUAAA